Molecule: messenger RNA, 608 nt
Organism: Diuraphis noxia (Russian wheat aphid)
Lineage: Eukaryota; Metazoa; Arthropoda; Insecta; Hemiptera; Aphididae
Source: RefSeq, a predicted model, not a curated record
GGUCCGUGUUUUCAGCAUUUUAGAAAUGUCUGUUGUAGCAUUUUCAAUUGUACAGAUCAUGGGCGCAUCAUCUCCGGAAUUGCAUUAUUGUCCGAUGUGUGGUAUUCCAAAUGAUAACCCUUACAAUUCCCCGUGUCCAACCUGUUCGUGUAAUAUAAAUUAUCAAAAUUAUCAGACUUCGGUUUGCCCAACGAAUACCCCAUAUCCCUAUUUCAGUGCUCAAAAUAUUGAUAGAAGCUGUCCGUCGGAGCUAUCGACUGGCCAUGUGGUUGGUUCUUCUUGUAACUGUGCUGCAGGUGGAUUUCCUUACGAAAUCCAGGUUCCACCAAAUGUUCAACCAUCGCCAACUAAAGUGUCAUAUCCGUAUGUUUCCGAGGAUCCUGCACAUAGUCCGUGUCAACAAACAUUAAAAAAUUUCGGAUAUCAGUUACAAAUUCCCGUAGCCCACCGGCGUGACUCAAACUAUGGUUCUCUUAGUGGAAUCGUCGACAAAAUAUACAAAAAGUGUACUCCGUGCAAUCGCGCGUUGUAAAUAAUUUACACCAAUUAUUGCUAUAUUGAACCAACAGAAGAUGAUCAAUAAUCGCUAAACAUCUCCAGUAUACGAU